Carassius carassius (crucian carp) is the source of this 2760-nucleotide messenger RNA. Its product is annotated as B-cadherin-like. Gene Ontology annotation, molecular function: calcium ion binding; cadherin binding. The record is from RefSeq and is a predicted model, not a curated record. Bases 105 to 2759 code for a protein of 884 amino acids. The transcript is spliced from 16 exons. NCBI's taxonomy places the organism in Eukaryota, Metazoa, Chordata, Actinopteri, Cypriniformes, Cyprinidae. Gene Ontology annotation, biological process: adherens junction organization; multicellular organism development; cell-cell junction assembly. Gene Ontology annotation, cellular component: catenin complex; cytoplasm; plasma membrane.
UCAGUUUGCGGUUGCUUGAGACGGAGGAAGGAAUUGCUGUAUUAUAUUUUAAAGACUUAGAAGGCUUAAAAGCAGAAGGAUUUACAAGACUUUUAGCGUGUUGAAUGGCGUGUGCAAGGAUUGUGCUCUUGGGAGUUAUCAUUUUUCUUUGUCAGGUAAUGGUAUUGCCGUGCGGAUAUGCGGAGGAGUCGACAUGUACACCUGGGUUUGAGUCGGAGUUAUUCGUUUUUAAAGUGCACAGAGAUCACCUUCACAUGGGAAAAAGAUUAGGAAGAGUUAUUUUCAGUAACUACUAUGGAAGAACAAGAACCCACUUUCAGUCCGUUGACAAGAGGUUUGAUGUGAAUACGGAUGGGACUGUAAUGCUGCAGAGACAAGUGACUCUUCACGAAGGCCAAAAGGUGUUUUCUGUGCAUGCCUGGGACUCCAGUGGAAAGAAGCACACUGUAUCUGUCAAAGUUGAGCAUAUCCACCAUCAUAAGGGGCAUCACAUGGAUACGGUCAUGAACAUCUACUCUCAAGAGAAGGAAUUGCCCUCUGAUCAGGUUCUGACUUUUCCGAAAUCUUCAACGGGAGCAAAGAGAGCAAAGAGAGCUUGGGUUAUACCUCCAUUCCAGGUACCUGAGAAUAGCAGAGGUCCGUUCCCAAUGAAGCUGGUCCAGAUAAAGUCAGACUUUGACAAGGAAACUCAAAUGCAAUACAGCAUCACAGGUGAAGGGGCGAAUGAGAACCCAAAGGGAAUUUUCAUUGUUGAUAAAUUAUCAGGGAAUCUCUUUGUGACUCAACCACUUGACAGGGAAAAAAAAGCUUCAUACGGAGUAAGUGGUUUUUUAGCACCUGAUGUGAGUAAUAUAGAAGAAAAACCAUUGGAAAUUGUCAUCAACGUGAUCGACCAAAAUGAUAAUAAGCCUGUGUUUACUCAAAAUCCUUUUAAUGGACAUGUUCAUGAAGCUGCUGGAAAAGGUUAUGAGUUUAUGACCGUCACAGCCACUGAUGCAGAUGACCCAAACACGCACAAUGGUAUAGUUAGCUAUUCGAUUGUCAGUCAAGAGCCACAAUUUCCAAAACCGAACAUGUUUUAUAUCAACAUUUUAUCUGGAACCAUUCAAGUCCAAGAACCAGGCAUAGACCGAGAGCAAUGGCCCAGAUAUACUUUGUUAAUUGUGGCUGCUGACAUGGAAGGAGCAGGUUUAGCAACCACUGGCACAGCCGUUAUUAAAAUUACUGACAGCAAUGAUAACCCACCACAGUUUGAUCAUAAUUUGCACACCGUAUCCGUCCCGGAGAAUGAAUUUGGGGCUAUAGUGGCCAAACUUACAGUUACUGAUGGAGAUGAAGUUGGGUCACCUGCCUGGUCAACCAAGUAUCGGAUUAUUAGUGGUGACAAGGGUGGGUUUUUCAAUGUCAGUACUGGACCCAGCCAGCUGGAGGGCAUCCUCACCACUGUAAAGCCCCUGGACUUUGAGAAGACCAAGCAAUACAUUUUGUCUGUGGUUGUUGAGAAUGAUGUUCCUUUUGUUGGUUCUUUGCCCACUUCCACUGCCACAGUCACUGUCAAUGUACAAAAUGUAAAUGAGCCUCCCGAGUUUAAUCCAAAGGAGAAGGUUAUUUUCAAACCUGAAGAUUCAGCAGUUGAUACUGUUUUGGUUCCUUAUACAGCCACUGAUCCAGAUACCGGAAGAUCACAGAAGAUAACGUAUAAAAUGGGUGGUGACGAUGCUGGCUGGCUAAGUGUGUCUCCAGAGACUGGAGUGAUUAAAGUGAGGAACCUUAUGGAUCGAGAAUCUGCCUAUGUCAAAGAUGGCAAAUACAGAGCUAUCAUAUUGGCCGUGGAUGAUGAUGCAACAUCUCCAGCGACUGGCACAGGAACCCUGGUAAUUGAAUUGGAGAAUGUAAAUGACAACGCUCCUAUUAUUAAUGAAGGGAAAAUAAAAACGUGUAAUCGUGGAUCAUCUCCAGUUCUUCUCUCUAUAACGGACAAAGAUGGACCUCCUUUUGGUGCACCCUUUAGCGUCGAGACCCAAGGAGAAACCAGUAAAAACUGGUCCACCUCCAUGAAUGACACAUCAACUGGUGUUUUUCUGCAACUCAAGACUACUUUGGAGCAAGGGGACUAUAAUGUAGUUCUGAGAGUUUAUGAUCUACAUAGGCUGUAUCAGGACAGCUCCAUUCAUGCAACUGUGUGUGACUGCGACGGAGAUGAAGUCCAAUGUAUUGACAAACCGGGGAUGGCAUUAUCUGGAGCUCUUGGAAUCCCAGGAGCAAUCUUGGUUCUGCUGCUGCUCGUUCUUCUUCUGCUUUUGUUCCUGAGGAGGAAAAGGAGUACCGAAAAAGAACCCCUCCUUCCUGAAGAUGAUUUAAGAGACAAUAUCUACUAUUAUGACGAGGAAGGUGGUGGAGAAGACGAUCAGGAUUAUGAUUUGAGUGUGUUGCAUCGUGGCUUGGACAACAGACCUGAAGUGUUCCGAAAUGAUGUGGUGCCCACUUUCCUGUCAGCACCUCAGUAUAGACCACGGCCAGGCAAUCCUGAGGAGAUUGGGAAAUUCAUUGAUGAUAAUCUGAAGGCUGCAGAUAACGAUCCCACAGCACCCCCAUACGACUCCCUCCUGGUGUUUGAUCAUGAAGGAGGAGACUCUGAUGUGGGUUCACUCAGCUCCCUCAACUCUUCCAGCUCAGGGCAGGACCAAGACUAUGACUUCCUCAGUGAGUGGGGCCCACGCUUUAAGAAGCUGUCAGACAUGUUUGGAGGAGAGGAUUAAG